This is a messenger RNA of Phragmites australis (common reed), 2243 nucleotides long. RefSeq lists its product as uncharacterized. Bases 495 to 1973 code for a protein of 492 amino acids. NCBI's taxonomy places the organism in Eukaryota, Viridiplantae, Streptophyta, Magnoliopsida, Poales, Poaceae. The record is from RefSeq and is a predicted model, not a curated record. Gene Ontology annotation, molecular function: ADP binding. The transcript has 4 exons.
AGCUGGUGCCGUGCGCGACUAGAUCAACUAACUGUGCAUGUCGAAAACAAAGGCUUGCGAACAGGGAAGGAAAAACAGAAGAGAAGAAGUGACACAGGAUUACAAUUGAUUCGACAACACAUCCUCAUCCUCACCUCUACAGUCACCUAUGGCUUGGUCGCCGCUCGGGACUCCGGCGAUCACCGGUGCUCUGCAGGAAAGGAAACACCACUACAGCUGGACUCCUCACAGGAAUGUACUGGAAUGGAGAAGGGAGGGGCAGCGUGUGCUUUUCGCUAUGUGGAAACUGACGUAAUAUUUGAUCGAGUCUGUCUCUCCUUAACUUGAUCAAGACUACGAACAGGGGAGAACAGGCGAAAGGCCCCCAAAGUUCAAACAUCGCGUGCAUGGACUAUGACUAUUAAACUGGACUAACCUUUUGCAUGACUUGAACAAAUUACUAUUCAUUCUCUCCUCAAUCUGCUGCGUUAUCUUCCUGGGGAGAGAUUCCACUAAUGGAGAUUAUCCUUUCUACGGUCCUGGGUGAGCUGACAACUAGAUCCAUAAAUUUCUUCAUCAGCAGAAGCUUCAAGCCGUCGGCGUUGGAUGUGGAGGAUCGCCUCCGCAGGGUCUUGCUCCGGGCACAGGUCAUCGUCGACGAGGCCAUGGGGCGGCACGUCACAAACCAAGCUAUGCUCCAGCAGCUGGACAUGUUGAGAGACGCCAUGUACCGAGGCUAUUACAUGCUGGACACCUUCAGAUACCAAUUUCUCGACGAGGAGGACACCAAAGAUCAGGUUGUGAGUCACUCUUUGUCUUUGUCCAAAGUAAGUUCUCUGAAAGGUUUAUGUUCCUCCAGUAGAAAUGCACAGAUUUUGGAACAACUGCAAAAGUCGCUUGACGAUUUGAGCUCCAUGAUCCUUGAUGUGGGUGAGCUGGUCGUGUUCUUGACGAACUGCCCUCGCCUGUACCGCCAGCCUUACAGCAUGCAUCUCCUGUUGGGUAACUGCAUGUUUGAACGCCAGAUGGAAGCAGAACUUGUCAUCAGCUUCCUGUUACACACACGACCUCAUGGUGCUGAAGAUCUAGAGGUCCUGCCAAUUGUCGGUCCUGGCAGAGUCGGCAAGAGCACACUUGUCGCUCAUGUUUGCAAGGAUGAAAGAGUACGUGAUCAUUUUUCAGAAAUCGUGUUCUUGAACGACCAUGAUUUGAGAGAUGAGAAGUUAGCCACUCUUAGAGAGGGAUGUACCAAGAAAUAUCAAAAUUGCACAUUGAACAAAGAUGAGAGAAUGCUAGUUGUGGUUGAGGCAGCUGGAGACUUCAAUGAAGAUGCGUGGAGGAGGCUGUAUUCUGCUUCUAAACGGUGCUUCACAAGUGGUAAUAAAAUCAUAAUCACAAGCCGGUCUGACAAGAUCACAAAGCUUGGAACAACGCAGGCAGUAGCACUGAAAUAUAUGUCUAACGAAGCAUUCUGUUACUUCUUCAAGACGCUUACGUUUGGAAGCACGGAUCCGGCGAUGCACCCGAGGCUUGCAUAUUUGGCCAUGGAGAUAGCCAGGAUGCUGAACGGUGCCCCCUAUGGCGCAAACGUCACCUCUCGUUUGCUGAGGGACAACUUUGACAUCCACUUUUGGUCCAAGGUUCUGGCCUUCUUGAGAGGGUUCAUCAAGUGCCAUGUCUCCAGAUUUGGUGAGCAUCCUUCUAAUUCUAUGAACCAAAAUAGACCUGCACAUGGUAGGAGAAUGGCUACACCUUCUGAAGAAUUCGUGAUUUAUCAUCAUUAUGAGCGCUCUUCACAAGAGGAGGUUCCCAAGAUUAGAUUACAAGACGUGAUGUAUGGAAGCGUUAAACCUCAUGGGAAAUUCGAGGCCCUAGGAUGGAGGUCUCAGAUACCGCCCUACUAUAGCUAUGUGUAUACUUGUGAGAUCCGAGAGCUAAAAGCUACAUCUGCCAAGAGGAAGCGUCCUAUGAAAAAUGGAGUCACACUUUAUUAAUUCCGUCAUCAUCAGCUCAACCCUGCAAGUCAUUUUGUCAGCUGAGCCGCUUGGUCAUGUUUGGUCACUUUCAUAUUUGGUUGCCAGAUUGAGAUGGAGCAAGUUACCAUCUUCUUGUUGUAAGGCAAGCAGAGCCUCAUGGGUUAAGAAGAUUCGGUGUUCUACCGAAUGAUUUCAUAUGUUGUAUCUAUAUAUGCACACGACCUUGCUAUCUUUCAAGCUCAUGUACUAGUGCAACAGUUUGAUUCAAUAUGAUGAUUGCUCUGUUUU